AUGACUAUCGAAUCAGAUUUGGAGAAAAACAGAGUUCAAGAGUUGGACCACUUGCUCACUUUGAUCAAGCCGAAAAUUCUUCAAUACAUUGCCGAGGCUGAUCCAAACUCUCCCAAAUACAAGACUGCUUCAUUAGGAACCUACCAUGAACCAGCGUUUUUGAAGAAGGAGUUUAUAAAUGAUCUGGAUAACAACUUGGUCAAGCCAGCUAGUGAAGACCAAUUAUGGGAGGUUAUUGACAAAGUAUUGGCGUACUCGGUAAACACGUGGAACCCAGGGUUUUUGGAUAAAUUGUACGCUUCGAAUAAUCCUAUUGGUGUUAUUUCAGAUGUGAUUUUGAGUGUGUUGAAUACGAAUUCACAUGUUUAUACUGUCUCGCCAGUGUUGUCGGUGUUGGAAAACUAUAUUGGGAAAAAGUAUGCUUCAUUGUUUUUCACUGAUAAUUUACAAACUUGUGGUGGGUUGACCUUCAGCGGUGGAUCAUGGUCAAACAUUACUAGUAUGCAAAUUGCUAGAAGUAUGAAGUUUCCCCAGACUAAGCAACACGGUAAUGGCGAUUACAAGUUUGCCAUUUAUACCAGUAAGCAUUGUCAUUACUCUGUAGUUAAAGGGGCCAUUUUGUUGGGGUUGGGAAGUGAGUCAGUGUUUAAAGUGGAUGUGACUCCAGAAGGGACUUUGAAAGUGGAUGAUUUGGAGCGUGUUAUUGAACAAUCGAUCAAAGAUGGAUAUACACCCUUGUAUAUAAAUUCAACCGCUGGUACCACCGUGUUUGGAUCAUACGACCCAUUUGAGGAGAUUUCCAAAGUGGCUAAAAAGCACAAGAUACAUUUCCACAUAGAUGGAUCAUGGGGUGGUAAUGUUGUGUUUUCACCCACCUACAAGGACCGAUUGGCAGGAAGUCAAUAUGCAGAUUCAAUAACUGUUAAUCCACACAAGAUGUUGGGCGUGCCAACCACUUGUUCAUUCUUGCUUAUUCCUCAUGUCGCCCAUUUCCAAACGGCCAUGUCAUUACAGGCUCCAUACUUGUUUCAUGGAAGAGAUAACGAUGAUGAUGAGAAUUAUGAUUUGGCUGAUGGAACUAUGGGAUGUGGUCGUAGAGCAGACAGUUUUAAGUUUUACUUGAGCUGGUUGUACUAUGGCCAAAUUGGACUCCAACAUCGUGUUGAUCAUGCAUACAAGAUCCAAGAAUAUUUUGUUCAAAAGAUCACGUCGUAUCCUGAUGGUGUGUUUGAGAUUGUGGGACCAAAACAACCACAAUGCUUACAAGUUUGUUUUUACUACCACCCACCUAGCUUCAAGGGUGAAAAGAGCGGUAGUGGCCAGAGUGAUGGCGAAAGGAAUACUGAGGUUACGAGAUAUAUUUCUAGAGAGUUGCACAAGCAAGGCAAAUACCUUGUUGAUUUUAGUCCCAACCCCGAAGACCAAUCACAAGGGGAAUUCUUCAGAGUUGUUUUCAAUUCGCCUAUUUUGAGCGAUAAAGUGGUUGAUGAUUUGAUUGCAAGUAUAGUGAAAGUGGGUGAAGAAUUGACAACAGCAGGUGAUGCCACAUCCAAUGGUGCUGCUGCGUAA
Molecule: messenger RNA, 1569 nt
Organism: Lodderomyces theae
Lineage: Eukaryota; Fungi; Ascomycota; Pichiomycetes; Serinales; Debaryomycetaceae
Exons: 1
Coding region: 1-1569 (522 amino acids)
Biological process (GO): carboxylic acid metabolic process
Cellular component (GO): cytoplasm
Molecular function (GO): carboxy-lyase activity; pyridoxal phosphate binding
Source: RefSeq, a predicted model, not a curated record